Molecule: messenger RNA, 702 nt
Organism: Protopolystoma xenopodis
Lineage: Eukaryota; Metazoa; Platyhelminthes; Monogenea; Polystomatidea; Polystomatidae
Source: the annotation of a GenBank genome assembly
CCUCCUUCUCCUAAACCUGACUUGUCUUCAUACGGUACGCACCAACAGUCUUCAACCACCUCCCUCUCUCCUAUCGUGAUCAAGGAAGAAACUGGUUCCUCUAUUCAAACAGCUCCCGCCACUCAUACCGCCGGGACAGUCAACUCAAGUAAACCACCUGGACGAUUAGGGCGACGGUCAGCCCGGCAACAACAGCCUCUACGUGUCUCACAUUCGGCCACCACCUCUCCAGAACGAAGCCAUGAUCACAGGGCAGACGAACAACAUACUUCUUCUGCUAGUGAAGAAAUGACCGAUUCUUUUAAUCCAUCGGGUACAGGUGGACCAAUAAACCAGAUAACCGGUAGUGCACUACUAGAUAACGAGGUCAUUUCUAGUGGCCAAGCCGCACAACCUCCAAAUGAACAUUCCGAAGCCAUAAGCGCUGAUAGCGCCCCAAUGAAGCCUCAAAAUGGAGACCAUCCUGUAUCUGAUAGAGUAGGCAUUGGAAACAUUUCCAUGGAACCGGGAGAAGAGACCUUGGCCGAGAGUGGUGGUGGUGGUGGUGGAGAAGAAGAGGUGGAAGGAGAGGAGGAAGAGGAGGAAGAAGAUGACGAUGAAGAAGAAGAGGAAGCAGACCCCACUACCCCAGGAUACUCCUCGAGGCUCUGGUGUCGUGCUCUUGCUUGUAUGUAUCUCUUGCUCCUCAUUUUUUUGUUCUAG